GCCAGCCAUAUCGGGGACCAGAGUCGUCGGUGCGCGCAGCGACUGGUGCCCAAUGAGAAGCGUUCCUCCCGUGAGCGCUGGCGCCGGCCCGAACACACACGGAGGGUUGGCGUGACGAGACGAAGACUGCCGUGAAGAAGACGCCACCUUGACAGCUGUUCCAUACGACAGCGACGCAGGCGGAGGACUCCCCUGUCCUCGUCUACAUCUUCUGAGAAAACCCAGCAGAAUCACGACCAUCUCCCUUCUCCUUUUUACGUCCAACAGGUACUAUAAGUACAGGGCUGGAAACGACCGGUGAUUCCUCUUUAGCGGUCUUCUUCUCCGCCCCAUCUGAAGCUGCGUAGAAAUCUCCGCCAUGGGCGAUUCCAAGGAGAGCCAUAGCAGUGAUAGCGGCGGCAGUGGGUGGAUGUCGGUGCCAGCGUUCGGGGAGUGGGACAUGAAGAACGGGGUGCCCGACUACUCCAUGGACUUCACCAAAAUCCGGGAGAUGCGGAAGCAGAACAAGAACCCCUCCCGCGCCAGCCUCGGCAACGACGACGAGCUCCUCACCAGCAACAGGCUCCGCUCCGACGGCGGCAACAAGGAGGAGGAGCAGGAGGCUCAACGCCGUCUUCCCCAGCACGACCAACGCCGCCCCAUCCAUCACCACCGCGGCGGCUCCCCCACCGGGAGGAAGAAGUUUAUGGGCUGCUUCCAGUGCUGUAUAGGUGCGUGAGGCAGUGGCUGCCUGCAACACACACACACACACAUUCACACAGACACAGGCUCACUCCCUGGUGUUGCGUGCUUUGUAUUGUUGGCUAGAAGAUGGUGACUGCUUGGGCUGCACCGAUGUAAUUUCCUUUGUCGUUAUGGAUGUUAUGAGCUUAAUUUUUUUCCCCUGGAAAAAUUGUGGAUGAUGAUGGAAUGUAUUAAAUGUUAGGUUCA
Messenger RNA from Musa acuminata subsp. malaccensis (wild Malaysian banana), 930 nucleotides. RefSeq lists its product as uncharacterized. The record is from RefSeq and is a predicted model, not a curated record. Lineage: Eukaryota; Viridiplantae; Streptophyta; Magnoliopsida; Zingiberales; Musaceae.